Chilo suppressalis (striped riceborer) is the source of this 321-nucleotide messenger RNA. The record is from the annotation of a GenBank genome assembly. NCBI's taxonomy places the organism in Eukaryota, Metazoa, Arthropoda, Insecta, Lepidoptera, Crambidae.
AUGGACGUAAAAAGGCGUACUGCGCGCCUGUCAUAUGGAAAUCCUAGCGAGAGCGUCGAAAACGGAAUGGUGUGCGACCAAAAGACCGAGCGACCGACCACUACCUGUGCCUUUUUUUUGUCAAAGGUCCGAGCGCGGGUCGGGGCAGUGCGCGAGAGCACGUCGGUGGUAAAUUGGGAACGAACAACUGAUGUGAUGUACCUCAAAAUGUAUAUAAAGUCGGAGAGGUUCUACCAGCAGCCAGAUAACCAACCUUUGAAGGAAGAAAGGUGCUUUUCCGAUUAUGAGGAGGAAUUAGACGAACGUGAGUAUCUAGCAUGA